This is a messenger RNA of Papilio xuthus (Asian swallowtail), 3779 nucleotides long. RefSeq lists its product as uncharacterized. The transcript has 5 exons. Gene Ontology annotation, biological process: potassium ion transmembrane transport; stabilization of membrane potential. The record is from RefSeq and is a predicted model, not a curated record. Bases 479 to 3670 code for a protein of 1063 amino acids. NCBI's taxonomy places the organism in Eukaryota, Metazoa, Arthropoda, Insecta, Lepidoptera, Papilionidae. Gene Ontology annotation, cellular component: plasma membrane. Gene Ontology annotation, molecular function: outward rectifier potassium channel activity; potassium ion leak channel activity.
GUUUUUGGGUCAUCAAUGCUUUACUACCGAGGCAUAGAAUCAACAUUUUGAUUGUUAAUUUAGAUAGAGCAAUCUUGUGAUCGAUGACGUAACGACAUAUCUAGUGUUUUAAUAAUUUAUUUUGCUUUUAUUUUCGGCACACACAUACGCGAUCUGAACGGAACGUAGCCGUGGUAGAAUUGGAACCGUGCCCAGCGUACUAGUCGCACUUUAGCCAGUUCCAAAGCGUUCUUACAGUAAAAUGAUUCAAUGUUUUAAGCGUAAUUCUUAAUAAUGUCAUAACCAAUACAAAUUAUAAAGGUAUCUGAAGAAUAUACUAAUGUGAAAACGGCUGUGGUGUCAAUUGUUGUGUUACGUAAAAGUGUAGUGUGGAUAUUGUUCGAAAUAGAUUCUUUUAUUAGACAUCUUACGUUAACCCCGAUGAAAAGACAGAGAUUCUCGAAGCGACUAUAACAAAAGGAGCAGUUUACAUCAAGUUAUGAAUGAAAACGAUAGUCCACUGGAUAGUACCAAAAUUAAUUCUACAAAAGCAUCAUCACAAACACAGACUCCAGGAAAAUUAGUAUCGAAAUCUCCAGAUCGUAAACAGCAAGGAAUAUUAAAUAUGGAAGACGAUACUGACAGAGAAUCUAUGUCUUUAAGAAAAAGGAGAAACUUGUCUAAAAAUAGAGGACAAGCAAUGAGACAAAGAGAAAAAACCCCAGAGCCAAGUCGCACUCAAAUCCCUCACGAAGAUACACCAACUUCUGAUGACGAAGAUAACAAUCCACGAAAUACUAGAGAAAUUGAAGCUGAUAAAACUUAUGAAGAAAUGAGGCGUUUAGUUCAGGAAAAAGCUAAUUUAAAGGAUCCCGUUUAUGACUUAGAUAGGGAUGAAGUCUUAGAAGCUCGAGCAAUGGCUGCAAAUGAGAGACGACGCAGGAGUAUAUCACCUUUUGCUGUGCCGGAUAAGGAAGAAUCAUCGUCACUAGAGCGUAAGGGAAGUUUUAUUGAUCCAACGAAUAAGCUUUUGACUACAAACUAUACUUUGGGACCUAAAGAUGACGAAUCAACUAAACAUAGUUCUAUGGACGCAACAAGAAAAGAAAACCGAGGAUCAUUAUCUCCACCUACAACUGCCAGUUCAUCACCACGUGAGAAGAAUUUCCCUUAUCCGAUGCCUAUAGCCCCCAAAAAAUUAGAAGAAUUGGUAUACCCCGAUGAGGUUAAUGAAAUGAAAACACAAGAAAAGAGCACUAAAUCCAAAGUCUCACCAAAAAAAGAUGAAAUUAAAAUUGAGGAUGAUAAAAUCACGCAACCUCAAAAAACUAAACCACCUAAGCCGGAAACUCUUCCAUCAAGCGGUGAAUUAAUAACCAGAGUUAUGCAGGUAGAAAGAACUCCUAGUAAAAAAUUAACUCAAGAUCAAAAACCAGUCGUAGAAAUAAGGGAACGAGUAGUUAGGACACCUAGCAGAAAAUUGUCCGCAGAGCAGAAGCCAUCUGUUGUGAAGCAAAUUCCUUCAAAACCAACAAGAGAGGAACCGAAAAGUAAAAUUCCACCUGUAAAACCAGCAAGAAGCAAAUCUGCAUCAAGAUUCGGGAGUAAGACGAGUGAAAGCGAAAUGAGUGAAGAUCAACUAUACCAAGAAAAGUAUUCUGAUAAUAUCACUAAGCGGAAAGUCACACCUACACCUCGUCGAUUCAUAAAAUCUCCCAGAGCGAAUCGCUCUCAAUCAUUUUACAGAACACAAGACAGUACCGGAAAGACAAUAGAUAAAACCGGUACAGGAAUAAGCCAAACUAGUUUAGAAAUUAUAGAGUUAAUGCAAAAGGCAAGAGCUAGAAGUUUGUCGAUACCAAAAGAUGAUCCGAGACUUCCAACUGAGUAUAAGAAGUAUAAUGAUAGAGUUUUAAAAACACCUAAUAAAACUCCAACAAAUUUACGGCACUCUAGAGGUAUUUCUUGUCCCAAAACAAUACAAAUAAUAAGCGAUAAAGAAAUUUUGUCUGGAAUUACUUCGGUGAAAAAGCCCGAUUCUAUUCAGGGUAGUAGGAGUAGACACAGUUCUGGAUAUAUAGACGCAAGUCAAUCUGAGUAUACAUCAAGUUGCUAUUCAUCUUCACCUAGUGAAAACGAAUAUGAAUUUGAUUUAUCUGAAAGAACAGCUGAACUGACUCGUAAACUAAAUCUUUUGAGCGAAGAAGUUGACAAAAAAGAUUCCACAGGAAACAUUAGUCUGACACACACUGGUAAUAUUUUGCAAAAUAACAAUGAAAAUGUUAGAGAGCAAAAAUCUAUUUUAAGAAAAAGAAAUACAAACAAUUUAAGUGAAGAACCAAUAAUAUUAUUUAAACAUGAACCGAACAUAGAAGAAAAACUUACUAUCCCCAAAAAGAUAACAAGAAGCAGAUGGAAACAUUUGGCUCGUUGGCAACAGUUUCAGGAAGAACAAAAGGAUGCAUGUGAAAAAAUUAGAUUACUUAAAAACAGGUGUAUUUGUGAAUUGAUACUUUUAGUAAUUAUUUGUGGGUUUGGAGGUAUGAUGUUCAAAAUGCUGGAAGGAUCUUUCGAAAACGCUUUUAAAUGUGGAAGUAGGAGUGUUAAAAGAGAUUUCAUCGAAAGUCUUUGGCGUGGUAGUCACUAUUUACGGGAAGAAGAUUGGAAAUCAAUGGCAAGAAAUAAACUCUUUGAAUUCGAAAAUCAAUUACACACAGCACACGAAGCAGGCGUGACGUCAUACAGCGGGCAGAGGUCUUGGAAUUUUAUGAAUUCAUUUGUAUAUUGCCUGACGUUAAUUACAACUAUUGGUUACGGUCACAUAGCUCCAAAAACGACGUAUGGCCGAGUGGCUACCAUAGUCUAUGCUAUUAUUGGAAUUCCAUUAUUCUUGAUUGUGCUUGCCGACUUUGGUAAAUUAUUCACGAGAAUUAUUAAGUUCUUCUGGGCCUUUAUUAGAAGAUUUUAUUAUACUAGAAGCUGCAAGAAAGUUCGAAGGACUGUCCCGAUGCAGGAGGUAAUUAAAGGCCUAAACAUUGUAUACGACGUGGUACGUCGCCCUUCACAAAUAUUUUCCGAAGAGGACAUAGACGAGCUACCAGAAGACAACAAGCCACCCCCGGUUGAAAGAAAAGACAGCGAUGUACCUCCUCCUUUACCACCAAAGCCGGGUACAUUACGACCUGAUCUAGAAAAUGCAACAGAUCCAGAUACACCAGCGCCAUCUGUGUUUGAAAUAGACGACGAAUUUAAUCUGCCGAUUUCAGUAGCUAUUACAAUUUUAGCUAUUUAUAUCAUCAUUGGAGCUCUAGCGUUUAAUAUUUGGGAGAAAUGGGAUUUCUUCGAAUCGUUUUAUUUCGUUUUUAUAUCGAUGUCAACUAUCGGUCUCGGUGAUUUAGUACCAGAUCAUCCAAUGUUUAUGAUGGCUUCAAUUUUGUAUUUAAUUUUUGGAUUAGCUUUAACAUCUAUGUGUAUUAACGUAGUUCAAGUUAAGUUAUCUGAUACGUUUAAGCAAGCAAGUGCUAAGUUAGGAGCAACUAUUGGUUUAAAAGUUGCUGAAGAAGAUGGUAGCUUAGUGCCGAUUACUCCUCCUCCUGUAGAAAUUGCACCAAUACAUAAACCGAAAAUUGGAACAACAAUCACAGAAGCUAAAAUUAACGAUACUAGUGAUAUUGACAGUAAAAACAGAUAAAAUUUGAUAUUUUUUUUAAAUCAGAGCUGACUUUAAGGUGCUAUUAGGAUAACAUAUUUUUGUUAAAAGUGAUAUUGUUAAUUAUAAUGUAACAUUUUAUAUUAAGUGC